AUGAAUACCGCACCAUACACCCCGCUCGAGUCGCUGCUCCUGUUCCAAGCCCUCCUUGUCCACGGCGUCGAGGCCGCCGCCUUUGCCCGCGUCUCGGAUCUCCUCAAGGCGAACGCUCUCAUCCGGCAUGACGCGUCCUACGACGCCGCACGCCUCAGCCCUGAUGCCCUGCGCCAGCUCUUCCUGCACCUAGUGCGGGAGGAGCUCAGGAGUGAGGCCGCCGCUGCCAAUGCGAACGCCAACCCGAACCCGAACCCCGACGCCAACCCUGCACUGUCGCCGAACUCGAGGAAGCGAAAGGCCCAGAGCCCUCCUCUGCCGUCGCUCAAGGAGGUCAUCGACAACUUUGGGAAGAUCCCCGUGCUGGUAGAGAAGCUCUACGCCAGGUAUCGGGAGCAGACGGUCAGGGCCAUCAGGGAGGAUGAGCGCAGAGCCGUCCCUUUGCAGCGGGAGAUUCAUGUUCUGGAGCAGGCCGAGCGUGAGGCAGAAAAGGCCCGGCUUGACGCGAAACGCCUGCCAGCAGCUGCGCAGCCCCAAAAUGCCACGUCCGUGCCGGCGCCAUCACCAACACCAACGCCGACGCCGACGCCGACGCCAACGCCCGAUCUUCAACGCCCGCCUCAACCACCCAAGGGGCCCAGUCCCGUUCCCGCAACAACGCCUCAUACCGCGCCAUCACCAGGCCCCGUCGCGAUCCAGCCAGCAUUACCAACACCGUCACCUGUCCCUGUCCAAGCGAAGCCAUCGCCCGGACCUCAACAACAACAACAACAUCAGAUUCCUUCCCGCAAUGUAGCACCUCCGUCAGGACCCUCCCCGCCGCCGCCGCCGCCGCCAACAGCCGUACCACAAGCGCAGACACCGUCCCUGACACCCCAAGGCAAGGCUCAGCAGCCUUUCAAGCCAACAGGUCCCCCAAGUCAGGUCCUUCAACCGCCGAUGGGAGCCAGCCAGCCGCCGCCACGCAGCCUGCAAUCGACAACACCAGUGCCCUUGCCCGCCAUCUCCCCACGGCCAGAUGCCGCAAAGCCAAAGACGCCUGGACCAGCAGUGGCCGUGCCUGUGCCCGUUCCCCAGCCUGGGACCCCGAGCACGCUCAAAUGGGAGAAGCCAUACCAGCCCCCUGGACCGGCGGCGCCGCUCCAGGGACGCCCUACGCAACCACAGCCACCGGCAACCAAUGCGCAGUCUGCACCUGGACAGGCGCAGCCGGCUGCUGCUUGGCAUCCACCACCCCAAGGACAACAGCCUUCCAAUGCACCUCAAGCGCAAGCUCAGGCUCAGGCUCAUGUCCAAGCCCCAGCUCAGACUGUACAUCACGCCAAUGCCCAAGUACCACGACCACAGCAGCCACCUUUACAGCAUCAACAGCCGGUCCUUGUUCCCCCACCAGCUGGGGGUCAACUCGUGCCACCUGCACAUCCGGCCAGCCGUGCUACCCCAAGUCUCCAACCUACUCAACCCACUGCGGCACCUCAGAGACCACCAUCUACGACCCCACAGCAACCGCUGGUGCCACCACCAGGCUGGGUGGUCCAGCCUCCAUCACAGCAGACGCAGCAACAGACUGGCCAUACGCCGCAACUUGCGCAGCAGCAAUUUAGUCCUUCGCCUACCCCAUCGCACCCACAGACCCAGCCUGGUACCGCACAGAAGCGCGUUGGCUCACCUUACACCAACCAGCCUCCGAAGCCCGCCAUCCCAGCUCACUUGGCCGGCCAACUGCCUGCUUCACCAUCUCCGGCGCAGCGAAACCCCUAA
This is a messenger RNA of Verticillium alfalfae VaMs.102, 1761 nucleotides long. RefSeq lists its product as hypothetical. Lineage: Eukaryota; Fungi; Ascomycota; Sordariomycetes; Glomerellales; Plectosphaerellaceae. The transcript is spliced from 2 exons. The record is from RefSeq and is a predicted model, not a curated record. Bases 1 to 1761 code for a protein of 586 amino acids. Gene Ontology annotation, cellular component: NuA4 histone acetyltransferase complex.